Gamsiella multidivaricata is the source of this 3293-nucleotide messenger RNA. RefSeq names its product Oxysterol-binding protein-domain-containing protein. Gene Ontology annotation, cellular component: plasma membrane; perinuclear endoplasmic reticulum; cytosol. NCBI's taxonomy places the organism in Eukaryota, Fungi, Mortierellomycota, Mortierellomycetes, Mortierellales, Mortierellaceae. Gene Ontology annotation, biological process: maintenance of cell polarity; endocytosis; ER to Golgi ceramide transport. The coding region runs from base 227 to 3202 and encodes 991 amino acids. The record is from RefSeq and is a predicted model, not a curated record. The transcript is spliced from 7 exons. Gene Ontology annotation, molecular function: sterol binding.
CUUGUCCACUCGUUGUUCCUGUGCCUGACUGCGUGUGUGCCUGAGCACGUUUCGUCAAAAGGCUGUUCUUUUUUUAUCACGCAACAACUCGCCCAAGACCUUUCAACACUCUUAUUCUCACCUUCUCAUCCCUUACCUCAUCUCCUCCUUCUUCAUCAACUCCCCCUCAUCUCUUCUCUUGCUCGUUUCGUCACUCUUUCCAACCCUACCUCCAUCAACCGUUGCCAUGCAAGAGAUCGAGGUCCCGCCCAGGGAUGUCUUCCAGCACUAUGUCCACGUCGACCAACCAGACAAGACCCUAGUCUGGUGGUUCUCCACAAAGAAGAAGAAUAUCUCAUUUGGCCUCUUCUUCCGCAAGUCCGCCGCCUGUCCGCCCCAGCUAAAGUCCAACACCCUCGCACCCUCUAUCACCAGUGUCACCCCUCCAGCCAAGGCUGAGUCCAUUCAUUCCCGACACACCCUCUCGCACUCUCAACACUCUCAAGGCAACAGUCAGGGCGGCAACUAUAGCCAGUAUUCCAAGGACGGCGUCCUUUCUUCUUCUCCAACGAAGUCCAGUCAUGCGAGCAAUUAUGCCUCUAGCAGAGCCUCCAUCGACACCAGCGACGACGAAGAUCAAUCCGCGGAGCUGGCCGAUGGACUCGGCACCAACCAGCAGAAUCCCAGCCAAUCCUCUUUGCCUACAGGAUCCCAGCCUUCUUCCCGCAGAAAGAAAACCGUUGCCAAGUUCAAGGACCCGGACCUGAUCGAGAUUCUGCCCAUUCAGCACUACGAAUCAGGCUCAGGCACCAUUCGCGGAGAGUUCACUGUUAAGGAAGAAGGCAGCUAUGUUCUGGUUUUUGACAACUCGUUCUCAAUCAAUACGUCUAAGCGCCUAACGUUUUUCGUUGCGCUGGAGGAGCGUACCAGAAAGCCAGCUGCACAGCCGACCUCGGAAAUGUCGGGCUGGUUGUUGAAGAAGAAGCGCAAGCGCAUGCAAGGCUGGGCGAAGCGUUGGUUCCAGAUCGACAAUGGUGUCCUGUCCUAUCACAAGGCACCCGACAGUCCCUGCCGAGGCAAGGUCCAUCUGGUGCUGUCCACAGUGACAGUCAGCCAGGCAUCCAACAUGAUCCACAUUGAUUCUGGCACGAUGCUGUAUCAUCUUAAGGCCUUCACGGCGGAAGAAUAUAGCGCCUGGACUGGCGCCAUCAAAACCGUUAAGAACUCUGACAGAAGUGCGUCCGAUACUGUCCAUCGCAUGACACAGCGAGAGUCUUCCCAGAAGAGAGCUCAGCUCCGCAACAGCUGGAUUGCCAGCAAUAAUGAGCUGGAUCAGCUUAAGGAGAUCAUGUCAGCGAUGGACGCUGGCUUCCUUGAUAUUAAGGAGCAGCUCGAGUCGAUCCGCACCCAGACGGAGACUAUUCCAACCAACGGCUCCUCCCAAAAAUCGGGUCGUGAACGCGAACGCGAACGCCAAUCAUCCGUCGACAAUACUAGCGGCAACAGUAAGUUCAAGAUUGGCAAGUUUGGUAUUCCUUCUCUGCAGCGAACAACGAGCGAUGGCAGUGUCGCUUCAUCUCAGUCGUCCCUUGAGAGCAUCCACAGCCGGCUGCAGGCAUCGUUUGCCAAACUCAAGACUGAUAAAGAAAAGGCUUUUGAGAUCAUGCAGUCAGAGAUUGAAAAGUGGGAGAAAAACGAGAAGCAGUUCCGUCUUUUGCUUUCUGAAAACGAGAAUCUUUCAACCCCACGCCCAGGAUCUACUCUCUCUAGACAGGCCCUCGAUGAGGCCUACAUCACUCGUACGUCCAUGACCUCGGAACGCACCCACUCCUUCACCUCCUCUAUUCACACUGGAUCCGAUGUCUUUUACGAUGCCCAUGAUACGGUUCUGACCGCGGAUUUGUCUUCCUCGGAUCUUUCUGAUCUGGAGGGCGCCGGUUUCGAUGACCAAAACGAUGACAAUUCGAGUGAUGACGAGUCCGCAGAGACGCCAGUCAAUGAGGAGCUGGCAGAACAACCACAACCUGCUGCUGCCGGUACUGUGGAUGGUGCUGCUUCCGAGGAACCUAUUGUCCGCCGAUCUACACUUCCUGCGCCCGUGUCUGGAGAGGAUAUCUCAUUAUUGUCGAUUUUGCGAAAGAACGUGGGAAAGGACCUUUCGACUGUUGCCAUGCCUGUAUCUCUGAACGAGCCCAUCAACGUACUGCAGCGAUUGUGCGAGGAACUGGAGUACAGCGAAUUGCUGGAUAAAGCUGUUGGACUCUCGGAUAGCUUGGAUCGACUGAUUUAUGUGGCCGCUUUUGCUGUCAGUGGGUACGCCACCACUCAAUGGCGUGCUGCACGCAAGCCAUUCAACCCUCUUCAUGGCGAGACAUUUGAAUAUGUGUGUCCCGAGAAAGGCUUCAAGUUCAUCUCUGAAAAAGUCAGCCAUUAUCCUCCUAUUAUGGCUUGCCAUGCCGAGUCCGUUCAUGAUUGGACCUUCGCUAUGGACUCUCGCGCAAAGACCAAGUUCUGGGGCAAAUCAAUGGAACUCAUCCCUAAUGGCACGAUUCACAUAAACCUCAAGAAGACUGGCGAUCAUUUUACUAUCCAUAAGCCCUCGACUUGGAUGCGCAAUCUCAUGGCCGGUACCAAAUAUCUCGAGCACACUGGGGAAAUGAAGAUCGUCAACCAUACCACUCGCGAGACCUGUGUUUUGACUUUCAAGGAAUCCAGCUUUUUCGCCGGAACCAAGAACGAGGUUGUCGGACAUGUCAUGAACGCGAGCGGAGCCAAGAAGCGAACACUUCAGGGUCGAUGGAGCGAAUCCUUAAUGGAAGAAGUUGGACCGAACAAGUUUGAGCGUAUUUGGAAGGUCAACACACCGCCACCUAACCACGAAAAGUAUUAUGGAUUCACGGAGUUCACGAUGCAUUUGAACGAGUUGACUAAGGGGCUGGAACAAAAGUUACCAAAGACGGACACUCGAUUCCGUCCUGAUCAGUCAUUGUUUGAACGCGGCAAGGUGGAGGAGGCUGACCAGGAGAAGCUGCGAGUGGAGCAGCGUCAGCGCGAGCUUCGCAAGGCGAUGGAAACCAAGGGCGAGCCAUGGGAGGUGCGUUGGUUUGAGAAGAAGGCUGACGCCGAAACUGAGGACCCUGAAGGUCAGACAUGGCGAUACAAGGGUGGAUACUGGGAGACUCGUGAGACUGGCGAGUGGAACGAGAAGGUUGCUCUCUGGUAAAGAACCCCCCUGGAAGGAGAAGAAUGUGUGUUUAUAGAGAAAAUAAAUUGCCAGUUGAACCUGAACACGGAAGAGGACUGGCAUAAAUGAU